AUGGGAGGUGGAAGCAAUGGAGUUAAUCUGGAUCUGCAAGAUGAAAUCGCCCAUCAAUUGGCGCUCACCACGACCCAGUCUGUACCUGAGUCGGACACUCUUUCUUUAUACUCGGCAGCACUUUCCGAUGCUGAGACAUUGAUGCUUACACGUGAUCAGUGUCUACAUCUCCAAGCAACAUACCAAGACAACUUCACCUCAUACAUCCCAUAUCUUCUUGAAACACAAUGGCGCGGCGAAGAAGAUUCCGAUGAUGAUCGGACAAUGGUAUCACGACUGGAACUGCCUAUUCUCAUGCAUCGUUCCACCACUAGUUACAACUACAAGAGAACCUUGAUCAUUGCAUCAGAGCUUAUAAGAAAUAGCGUUUAUGUGUUUCCCGAUGCUGAGUCCUAUGAGUUGUUUAAGCACCUCAGAGCAUGCAGCAAAAAGAUGCGUAAAAACUCGGUUGUUUUAUACGACGAGGACUCGAAUAUUCAAAGGAUUCACUCUAAGCGAAAUGAGAAUGAUGACACGGUCUCCUUCUUCAAAAGAUUUGCGAGCUGUACAAUAGACUCCAGAUCCCACAUAAUACCCCUAGACUACAAAGUCAAAGGAUUGGGAUUGCCCCUCUUUAAGAUCGUGGUUCCCUACAUGUCUAUAUUUCGCCGCAAGACUCCCUACAUGAUAUUUCGCAAAUAUCUUGAGAAACCAAAACCACCGACCCAGUCGGAGACAAUCGAGGAUGAACAAUUUGAGACUUUUGAUUUUUGCACGGUCCAUAUAAAGACUUUCCAGCAAUAUAAGAGGUAUACAUUCGUCAUACAGCCCGAAGAUGGGCCACAAUUCAAGGUUUUGGCUUUUCAAAACAAUUACAGACCUUUUACGGACUUCAAUUAUAAAGACACGCGGUUCCGAGUUUUUGGGACACCCAUCGCAAUGGCAUAUCUCGCACACUAUAAUCCAGAACUCAAACUCCACAUUCUAGACAGAAAGCAACCAUCGCUUAUGGAUAAUCUCAUAGAGAGAAAGACUAGUGUUAAUACGUCUGUUCAGGGUAAACUCCAGAGCAGCGGUGAGGAACUCUCCAGUUCUGGCUCUUCUCAGAAACACAAAGAGCCACAAGACGCAAUUCCUCACCCACAUAACCCCAUUUUAUUACUGAACAUUGAGAGUGUGACUUCUGCCACAUACAACAGAACAGUUCCGCAUGAAAUGCCUCCUUUUGGACGUUUUCUUGAUGCUUGUGUUUAUCGCAAGAAUGCCCCACUACUUCCAAAGAAGUACUCGGAAGUCGGCAAAAUAGAUGUUUACCAAGACCCAUCCGAAAUGGCCAAUCCUAAUCAUUCCUCUUCUCUCUCUGUGGACUUGGAUAGUCUCGUGUUAUCCACAAUUCUCUUGACAUUACGUGAGACCAAUGUGCGUACGACGGUGAAACAUCCCGGGCAGUCUCACUCUUCAAAAAUGGGUCUUUUAACUGCCAUUGCACUUAACAGUGGCGGGAGUAUGAACACUUCAGCAGUGAUUUGA
Messenger RNA from Metschnikowia bicuspidata var. bicuspidata NRRL YB-4993, 1509 nucleotides. RefSeq lists its product as uncharacterized. The coding region runs from base 1 to 1509 and encodes 502 amino acids. The record is from RefSeq and is a predicted model, not a curated record. NCBI's taxonomy places the organism in Eukaryota, Fungi, Ascomycota, Pichiomycetes, Serinales, Metschnikowiaceae. The transcript is spliced from 3 exons.